CGCAGAGACGCCGGCGACUGGUGGCGGCUGGACAGAGUUAGUCAACGAGCGAUGACCGUUCAUCCGCCUGACCUCACGGACCCGAAACACAUCGCCAUUGCUAUUGACGCCAAUGCAGCUUUGCCAGGUGGUAAACUAGCAAAUUUGGAAACAACAGAACUUAUGGCCAGAAACUUCUAUUAUUGUAUGUUUGUUUACAUUACAAUCGUGAUCGUCUCUCUUCCGCGGUCCAAAUUAAUAAUUGUCGUCUCUAAUGCUCCACAGUUCACCAUCAAAGACAGCUGAGGGAGUACUUUCAACAUAUUUGUACAUAUGGCCGAAAUGAAGCAUCCUAUCGUAUCCUAUCCUGUGACGGGAAGAAGAGGAUGAAGUAAGGCAAACGCUAAGGAAGGACCUACGCGAGAGGCGCAAGUGCUUGACACCCGCCGCGUGCAACCCACAUGGAUUGACGAUGACGAGGCAGCGACUGUGAGUAAUUUCCUCGCGUUUCAGGCUGCACACCUGCUAAUCACUCGCCCGACUCCACCACCUGUCGUUGAUGAUGCACCGCAAGACUUUAAGCCACCGGGUUUGACGAAACGCGUUAUCUAUAAUGCGGCACCGAACUGCGGGGAAACUGCCGAUCAUGUUGUAGCUGAAGAGCUGCCUGACGAG
Amoebophrya sp. A25 is the source of this 654-nucleotide messenger RNA. NCBI's taxonomy places the organism in Eukaryota, Dinophyceae, Syndiniales, Amoebophryaceae. The record is from the annotation of a GenBank genome assembly.